Molecule: messenger RNA, 999 nt
Organism: Otolemur garnettii (small-eared galago)
Lineage: Eukaryota; Metazoa; Chordata; Mammalia; Primates; Galagidae
Product: melanoma-associated antigen B18-like
Exons: 1
Coding region: 1-999 (332 amino acids)
Biological process (GO): negative regulation of transcription by RNA polymerase II
Cellular component (GO): nucleus
Source: RefSeq, a predicted model, not a curated record
AUGCCUCGAGGACAGAAGAGUAAGCUCCGUGCCCGUGAGAAACGCCGCCAGGCCCGUAGUGAGAAGGAAGAUCUGGGAGAUGCUCAGGCCACUGCAGCAGCAGAUGCAUCUCACUCUCCUACCUGCCCUGUCUGUGAAGGUGGAUCCCAAAAUUUGUCUGGUUCCGAGAAACCUAGCACCUCUAAGAUGUCUCAGGAAACCCCAUCUACCAGCCGUGCUACUGAAGCUGUUGCAAAUGAAGGUGCCAACAGCCAAGAUGAGACGAGUUCCUCAAGGGCAAGUGAAAAGUUCCGCAAAGAUCCUUUAAACAAGAAUGUGGUUUUGCUGGUGCAGUUCCUGUUGCAGAAGUAUCAAAAGAAAGAGCCAAUUACAAAGGCAGACAUGAUGAAGUUUAUUAUCAAGAAAUACAAGUGUCAGUUCAAUGAGAUCCUCAGGAGAGCCUCUGAGCACAUGGAGCUGGCCUUUGGUGUUGAUUUGAAGGAAGUGGAUCCCGUCAGGCACUGCUAUGCCCUUGUCAACAAACUAGACAUCAGCACUGAUGGAUCAGUGGGUGAAGAAGAGAACAUGCCCAAGACUGGCCUCCUGAUGAUUGUGCUCGGUGUGAUCUUCAUGAAAGGCAACUGUGCCCCAGAAGAGGAUAUCUGGGAAGUGCUGAAUAUGAUGGGUGUAUAUGCUGAUAAGAAGCACUUCAUCUAUGGGGAUCCCAGAAAGGUCAUUGCCGAAGAUUUGGUGCAGCUAAGGUACCUGAAGUCCCAGCAAGUGCCCGAUAGUGAUCCUCCACGCUAUGAAUUCAUGUGGGGUCCAAGAUCCUACGCAGAAACCAGUAAGAUGAAAGUCCUGGAGUUUUUAGCCAAGGUCCAUAAUACGGUCCCAAGUGCCUUCCCAUCCUGGUAUGAAGAGGCUUUGCAAGAUGAGGAAGAGAGAGCCCAGGCCAGAACCGCGGCCAGGGCUCGCAGCGCACGUCUCAGAGUCAUCGCCAGGCUCUCCAGUGCUAAUUGA